UUUCUAGAUGACAUUAGAAACUUCCACCGUCAGCUGUCUGAGUAUGACGAUCCAUCACUGAGGAGGAUAUACGAGUAUUACAGAGAUGAUUUGAUCUACAUCCUGGAGAAUGUGAACCCUCAUGCUGUCCUGGCAGAAAUAAAAUCUCAGAAUGUUUUAAACACAGAUAAAUACCUGUCAAUGGAAAAAGACCCAUCUUCCUUCUCUCACACCUUGUUACAAGAUAUUCGGGAUCUGGGAAGAGAAGCUGUGAUUGGACUCUGGGAAUGUCUGUGUGCGCUACAGGAAGAUCAUCCUCAUCCGAAUUUAUUGGCGGUCCUGGAUGAGAUCACACAGAGAGGUGAUCAUCUGGUGGAUCAGAUUCUGCUGGAUGAACUCGGACACUCACUGACUCUGGAGCUGACAGAUAUUCAUAAAGCUCACAAACAUCAACUGAUGGAGAUGACUGAGACUCUAAUGGAGCAUAGACCCCCAGGAACUACCCUGGAACCACAAAGUUUC
Molecule: messenger RNA, 501 nt
Organism: Staurois parvus
Lineage: Eukaryota; Metazoa; Chordata; Amphibia; Anura; Ranidae
Source: the annotation of a GenBank genome assembly